Messenger RNA from Symsagittifera roscoffensis, 1114 nucleotides. Its product is annotated as beta-1,4-galactosyltransferase 7-like. The transcript is spliced from 4 exons. The coding region runs from base 25 to 939 and encodes 304 amino acids. Gene Ontology annotation, cellular component: Golgi apparatus. Gene Ontology annotation, molecular function: galactosyltransferase activity. Gene Ontology annotation, biological process: carbohydrate metabolic process. NCBI's taxonomy places the organism in Eukaryota, Metazoa, Xenacoelomorpha, Acoela, Convolutidae. The record is from RefSeq and is a predicted model, not a curated record.
AGGAUGAUUUGACAGGUGUCAUCAAUGAAGUCAUCAUCCAACGCCAAAUCUUUCCUGCUGAUCUUUCUUUUGUUUUGGCUUCUUUUUGUAUCCUUGUUUCUAAUUUUAUACCCUCUCCUUCUUAAUUACCUUCCUAAUGAAGAUGAAAACAUCGAUUACCCGGUGUUCGAAAGAAGAAAGGAUCGAAAACACGAUCGUAUUCUAGAUGACAGUCACUGUUUAUGUGUGAUAGUGCCCUAUAGAGACCGAUGGGAUCAAUUGACUGUGUUUGUGCCAUACAUGAAUGAGUUUCUAAGAGAACAAGGAAUUCGAUCUUAUAUCUACAUGGUUAAUCAGAUGGACAGAUAUAGAUUCAACAGAGGCGCUCUUCUCAAUACAGGAUUCCUAUAUAGUCACCCUAGCUGCGAUUACAUGGCAUUGCAUGAUAUAGAUUUGCUACCAAACAGGGUUAAUUUGAGGUACAAAUACCCACCUGAAGCGGGCCCGGUGCACGUGACUGCCCCCAAAUACCACCCCUUCUACGAUUUCCCAGACUACUUUGGAGGCAUUGUUCUCAUCAGGAGGGAACACUUCCAGAAAGUGAACGGCUUCUCAAACAAGUUCUGGGGGUGGGGCUUGGAGGAUGACGAGUUCAGAAUGAGAAUUGUGGAUGGGGGGUUGAAUAUAACAGUGCCUUCGUUUCCUGAGUCGCACAAGAUGAACUCCUUCGUUCACAUCAGUCCAGAAGGAGCUGCGAAGAGCAUCCGGGACUCGAAAGACUGGAUGAACGACAUGCGUCGCAAGCGAGACAGAGUCGGAGGCUACCGGAGUCUCAAAUUCAAAAGCCUCCCUAGAGUGCACAAACUCACUGUAGACAGCUACCCAUUCGUACAGUUAGAUGUGCAGUUCCAGUGUAAUGUAACACUCACGCCUUGGUGCAUGUCAGAAGCAUAUCUAUAGACUCAAACUCAAAUUUAGUUUUCUAUUAUCUGUUCUCUUGUUGUAAUUUGUCAUCUAUAAAAUUGUAUCGAUAUUGUAAUUGCAUGUCUCGGCGCUGAAUUGUUGGUGCUGUAUCGUCCUCCUUAGUUGUAGUUUUUUGUAAUUUUUGUUCUAAAAAGUAUAUUUUUUGUCAUUG